Messenger RNA from Athalia rosae (coleseed sawfly), 2856 nucleotides. Its product is annotated as UDP-glucosyltransferase 2-like. The record is from RefSeq and is a predicted model, not a curated record. NCBI's taxonomy places the organism in Eukaryota, Metazoa, Arthropoda, Insecta, Hymenoptera, Athaliidae. The transcript has 5 exons. Gene Ontology annotation, molecular function: UDP-glycosyltransferase activity. The coding region runs from base 553 to 2127 and encodes 524 amino acids.
CAGCCGGACCCGCCUCUUCAUCCCGAGUGGAAUAACGAGCAAGUGAAUCGUUGCCCGCCGCGAGCUUCCGAGAUGACCGUAAGUGAUAUUUGCUCGUCUUCUCGAGCCUACUGUGUUAACGACUCGAGGCGGUAAUCAAGGUAUACUAAUCGCGAGGUACGAAGUCCGCGUCUAAAAAGAAGAAUCGCAGAAGAUAAUCGGAGUGUUUUUACCUCACGGAACAGAUAUCCAUAGAAAAUACCUCCGCUUACGUAACCGAGACGAAUAUUCAGUGAGCGCUGAUCCAUCGACGGAACAGGAUCACUUGAGAGAUAUCGGUGAACCUUAUAAAUCAGAUAUCGAUGGACAAGAUUUAUCGGUUCACAUAAUUUGGGGGGGAAUUAAAUGACGUUGAAGAAUCGCCGGUUUUUGGGGUAGUUGAAAUUUCCGUCUUUGGAUCGUUCGACGUGAAAGUGUAAAAUUGGUGAACCGCGUCGACCGAAAAUAAUAAAAAACAAAAAAAAAAAAAAAAACGUUCAUAAACUUUGCGACUUUGGAAAAUUGGCGUUAAAUAUGAAGUCGACGGUGUUAUUUUUCUGCUUCGCGAUCGUGCUACCCGGCUUUCGAUAUGCGGGGGGAGCCAGAAUAUUGGGAAUAUUUCCGUUGCAGGGUAAGAGUCACUUUAACUUUCAUACGGAAGUGAUGAAGAGUCUCGCUGACGCGGGUCACCGAGUGGACGUGGUCAGUCAUUUCCCUCUGAGUAAACCUCACGCGAAUUACACGGACAUAAUAAGUCUGGCGGGUAGCGGUAUGGUCGUUUUGAACAACAUGGGCUACGAAAUGUUGGCGACGAUCGCCGGUGGAUCGUUGAAGGAAUUGACGGAUAUCGCCGGCACCGAGGUUUGUCGGUUCAUGGAAAAACCUGAGAUGCGAAAUUUGAUCGAAAAUCCCCCCAACGAUCCGAAGUACGAUCUCGUGAUAGUUGAGUACUUCGUCGCUAAUUGUUACUUCGCAUUCGGAAGGCAUCUGAACGUGCCGUUGAUAGCGCUCAGUUCCGCGUCCAUAAUGCCGUUGGCGAACGAAGAAUUGGGUAACCCGGACGACCCGGCGUACAUUUUCGAAUUGAACGAACGACCGAUAUCCGGUAUAACGUUCUGGCAGCGAUUACACAACACCGUUAUCACGAUAUUUAGCAAAAUAACGCUGUCUUACUAUCUGAAAGAGCAAAAUGCUCUGGUGAAAAAAUACUUCGGUCCCGAUAUGCCGGGAGUCGACGUCCUGGCUCGGGACAUAUCACUGUUGAUAGUCAACACACACCACGUCAUUCACGGAAUCAGACCUUUGACACCGGCAAUAGUUUCGGCCGCUGGGAUUCACAUACACGACGACAAGAAUCCGCUGCCCAGGGAUUUGCAGAAAUGGUUGGACGAGAGCAAAGAUGGUUUCGUUUACAUGUCGUUCGGUUCCAUGGUGAGGAUGGAAACGUUUCCGAAGGAAUUUCUCGGCGAGGUAUACGCGGCGUUCGAGAAAAUCGCGCCGCUCAGAGUUUUGCUGAAAAUUGCCAAACCGGAGGAACUGCCGGCUGGUCUUCCUAAAAAUGUUCUAACGCGACCUUGGCUACCCCAAAUCGGAGUUCUGAAGCACAAGAAUAUCAAAGCGUUCAUAUCGCACGGUGGAUUGGGAGGAGUAUUGGAAUCUCUGAGGUACAGCGUACCUUUGAUAGGUUUGCCAUUGUUCGGAGAUCAACUCACUACCAUAGCAGCUUGCGCGAAUCGCGAAAUCGCAUUGAAACUCGAUUACAAAAAACUCACGUCGGAGGAACUCGCGUCAGCGGUGAAAAAGAUCGUUUACGAUCCCAAGUACAAGUUAAAAAAACAUGAUCGUACUGUCGGAGGAAUUUAUGGACCGACUGAACAGCCCGCAAGAAACCAGCGUAUUUUGGAUCGAAUAUAUACUGAAACAUGGGGCAGAUUCCCUACGAUCUCCGGCCGUACAACUGACCUGGUGGCAAACGGAAUUACUCGACGUUUACGGAUUCAUAAUCGGAGUGAUACUCUUGGCAAUUUACGCCGUCAAGUUAAUUGUUUCGAAAAUAUUGCGAACGAUUUUCAAAACGAACGGGCCAGCGAAAUCGUCGAAAAAAACUAAUUGAUUCGUAUCCAUAGAAGGAGGAGAAAGAAAAAAAUAAUUAUCAAUUUUUAAUUGUUCUCUCCUACGUGACUAAUUUCUAUGAAAAAAAUUUAUCCCGGCACGAUGCGCGAUUUGUAAAAGUUUUUAUCUUUUACUGAAUUCAUUUGAAGUCAGACGGAAAUUUUCCGAUAGCUUGAAAAAAAAAUUUUUAGAUGAUAACACGUGGAGAUCGAAUGGUAAUCAGAUAAGAAGACAAUCGGUGCAAGGUAAUUGAGUAUUGAAAAAAAAAUGUGCCCAACGACAUUCGAUCUACCGAAAGUCACUUGACGGGAAAAAAGGAAGAAUAGAACUUGGUCAAGCGAAGAAAAGAAAGAAAAAAAAAUGAUCACGACGCGAUAAUAAUUAACGAGCACGUUCCGACCACGUUGUACAAUUAAAAACGUAGGCUGGUUUUGUACGUCCAACAAUAAAUACACUCGAGAUUGCGUACUGAAUUUUAUUGAUGAAAUCAUUUCACUGAUCAAUAUAUAAAAGUGCAGUAGAUUUCGGAGCUUUAUUGACACGUGGAAGAUGUCACGCGAUCAUAUCAUCAAAAUUUAAAUCUUUCAAUUCUAAUCGUAUACGAAUAUAAUAUAUCAGCAGUAAUAAUAGAAUUUUUGUUGCUGAUUUUUUGGUCUAAUAAUGCUCAGAAGAUCGUCGUGAUAGAACGACUGAAAAAUGCACUUGCACUUUAUAUAACGCCACGAA